AACCCAUGAUAAUUGGACCUUACUGUUUGUCCAGAAAAGAAAAAAAAAUAUCUUUUUUUUUUUUGUUUAAAAUUCAACAUCGGACAAUAACCCUAAACCUCUUAUGACUGGAAACCCCUCAGGAUUGAAAAUUAGAUUUUGUCCGGUGGAGAAGAUGGGAGCAGAAACGGUCGUGGAAGCUGAGAAAAUUGACGACUUGCUCGAGGCAGCUAGAUACAAUGAUAUAGAUGAUCUCAAAAGCUUGGCCUUUGAUGGUGUCUCUCUUAACUCUCGCGAUUCCCAAGGCCGAACAGCGCUUCAUAUGGCCGCGGCGAAUGGACAUAUGAGUAUAGUGGAGUAUCUCAUCAGUCAAGGAGUGGAUAUUAACGCUCUGAACGAGGAGAACAAUGCUCCUCUGCAUUGGGCUUGUUUGAAUGGCCAUAUCGAGGUUGUGAAGAAAAUGAUCUUGGCAGGAGCCAGUCUUAGUCUUUUGAAUCGGUACGAGCGGACUCCCAUGGACGAAGCUAUUGGUGCAGGGAAGAUGGAGAUUAUAGAUGCUAUCAACACAACUGUUACACAAAUGGAACUUGAAAACACCACUGUAGCCUGACUUUAAUGGCGUCUUCCUAAAUGCUUGUUGUCUCUCUCUCUCUCUCUGUAGUUUACAGCGUAGUUUUUAUAAUGUGGAAGUUUUGCGUUGUUAUGUAGACUGAUGGUUAGAACUGGAAUCAUCUGAAAUCGAAUUCUACCAAAAAGAUUAUUGCUAUCA
Brassica napus (rape) is the source of this 748-nucleotide messenger RNA. Its product is annotated as ankyrin repeat-containing protein P16F5.05c. Gene Ontology annotation, molecular function: protein binding. The transcript has 6 exons. NCBI's taxonomy places the organism in Eukaryota, Viridiplantae, Streptophyta, Magnoliopsida, Brassicales, Brassicaceae. The coding region runs from base 104 to 589 and encodes 161 amino acids. The record is from RefSeq and is a predicted model, not a curated record.